Molecule: messenger RNA, 768 nt
Organism: Pochonia chlamydosporia 170
Lineage: Eukaryota; Fungi; Ascomycota; Sordariomycetes; Hypocreales; Clavicipitaceae
Product: alpha/beta hydrolase family domain-containing protein
Exons: 2
Coding region: 1-768 (255 amino acids)
Source: RefSeq, a predicted model, not a curated record
AUGGCAACCAAGCCUUCUGUUGUCGUCUUCCCAGGCGCCUUCCACCCAGCAUCAUGCAUGGACGCUUUUGUCGCAAGCCUCCGAGCGGCCGGGUUUCCGGCAGAGGCCCACACCCUCCGGAGUGUAGGAAACCCAGAGAUGGUGGUUGCAGAUGAUGAAGCGUACAUGCGGUCCGUGAUGAAUCCCCUGAUCGACGCUGGCAAAGAUGUCCUGCUCAUAGUUCACUCCUUUGCUGGCUUCCCGGGAUGUUCAGCCAUUUCUGGAAUCGACAAGCGAGGUAGGGAGGCUGGAGGGCAAAAGGGCGGUGUCUUGGGAGUGAUUUACCUUGCGGCGUUUGUUCCUUUGGAAGGUGACUCUGUGUAUAAGCUGCUACAAAAUAACUGGGAACCGUGGAUGGACGUCAAUGAACAGGAACAACUAAUCGGCACCAAGGACCAAGCCAACACCUUUUUCAACGACUGCACGUCCGAGCAGGCAACCGCCACAACUAUGACUCUCAAAGCUCACUCCAUGAAAGCCUUGAAAGGUGACCACGCCAGCCCAAAGAACAUUGGCUGGCGCGAGGCCGGUUACAACGGACGACGUGCAUACAUCCGUUGCACAAAGGACAACGCACUCCCUCUCCCCGGCCAGAUAAUGUUCACGGAACGAACCGGCGUAGAAUGGGUCAUCAGGACGCUUGAGGCGUCUCACAGUCCAUUUUUGUCCAUGCCUGAUGCCACGGCCAAAGUUGUUGAGGAGCUUGCGUCCCAAUUCCUUGCAGCUUGA